CACACACACACACACACAAAGGAAGGAGCCAAUCCACAUCAGGAAAUGAGUUUGCCUGCGGGGUGUGGAGUCCCAGGGAGAAUUAUUUUCAUUUUCACUUCAACUUUCACACCCAAAAGCUCUCGAAUCUCUCUGGCUGGGGGGAGGAAAAAAAAAAAAGAACCUUUUCCCCCCAGGAAACCCACCCGAAGGAACAAAUCCAGAGGAAUUUCUUUUUUAAAAAAAAAAUCAAACUGUUUGGGAUGCCGUGCAGUCAAUCGAAAAUGUUGCAAGUUUACUUGGUCCGGAUCCAAAGCAAACUUCAGAAAGACUCGAUCCUGUAAUCUGUUGGAAAAUGUCCCUGGUGCUUCACGUUGCCUUGGUGAUCCACUUGCUGCUCCUUCCGGACGCCUUUUCCUGUGAAUCGUGGGAAUACUCCAUCAAAGGGGAGUGCUGUCCCAAGUGUAGCGAAGGACAGCGCGUUUUAAGGCAUUGCACCAGGGCUACCAAUACUGUCUGUGUUUCUUGUGACCCCGGAUGGUUUACGGAGCACCCAAAUGGAUUGAGAAUGUGUUUGAAGUGCCGAGAAUGUUCUCCAGGAAAUCACAUGGAAGUCAAAGAGCGAUGCCACUACACGAAGGACGCGAAAUGCACUUGCCAGCCGGGUUUUUUCUGUGCCCACCAACUGGAGGUGGAUUCCUGCGACGUUUGCAGGAGGCAUGCAACCUCUCCUCCUGGUUUUAGGGUCACGCAAGCUGGCACUGAAAUUAACAAUGUGAAAUAUGAACCCUGUCCUCUGGGAACAUUUUCGUUGAAAGAAAUGUCCCCUUCUUGCAUCGAAUGGACCAAUUGCAGUGAGAAAGGCUUGAUCCAAACACAAGAAGGCAGUGCAACCUCUGAUGUGGUUUGUGGGCCACAACCACCAACGAAGCUUGCGCUCAUCUUAGUUCCCGUCUCCAUUCUGCUGCUGAUCUUCACCAUAAGCCUCAUAGUUUGGAAAAAGAAAAAAUGCCUGAUGAAAGCCAUCGGCAAAAAUAAGGCAGAAGAGGAGCCGUAUUAUCCGGGGCCAGAGAAGGAAUGCAUGGUAAAACCCAUACAGGAAACUAACCCGAAUAUUGGACAGCCGAGUUACGCAAAUUGAUGAGAGGCGACAAGGUUUGCAACACUACCCACUUGUGUGUUUAUGGUGGGGGAAAAAAAAGGUCUCCAAAGACACGGACUUUAGUGGAUCCCAUUGGGAUCUGUUGGAAAGGAUCCUUUUUUCCAGUGGGCCAAGAUGAAACACGUGUGGAUCUAAAGACGGGAUCUUUUCUCUUCCCAAGGAAGGGAAAUACUGAAGAAGAACACUACGAAAAAAAAAAUAAUAAUAACCCCCACACACAACAAGUUCCACAAUUUUUCUGGGUCUCUGGCCAAUGUCGGGAGUUCUCACAGCAUCCGUGAAAAAGGAUUUAUCAAACUAGAAGGCCUCCGUUAAAUAAAUCUGGCUUCCCUGUGAGCUUUAAUUGCCAGUAGACCGCAAAGAUGCUAAGCAUCUGAUUUUCAAUCAUGUGACCAUUAUAAAUACGAGUCCAUUGCCAAGCGGACUCCAUUUGAAAUGCUGCAACGGUUGUAAAAAUGUGAAAAGGGGAUCAAAGAUCCCUCUUUUUUUUUUCAGUGCCUUUGUAACUUCAGUCACUAAACAAACCAUCACAAAUCCAGGACUCACUGUACAGACACAUUUUCUUGUGGGUUUGGAAGAGAAAACACAUUGAAGGGCUUUUGAAAUCAUCUGAACACAAUCGAUCCUCUCCCAAGUUCCAUGCAAAGGACUUAGUGGGUUGUAGGGUUGGCUGCCUCCAAAUGUGCCUUAGUCAAAGAAAAUGACCCCCCAAAAGAGGAGUAUUUUUGGAUCCUUAUUGGGCCAGGCCUUGUUUCUUCUGAAUCAGGUGAGGUUGUGUAGCGUGACACAAAUCCGUUUGCAAAUCUAAGAGACCCAUAAUACAGGAUAGAAAUUGCCUGCGUGAAUCUGUCCUUUGGAUGGCAUUUUGUUUUGUCGUUCUCUACUCCUGCUUCUGUGUCCCUCCAAAGAAGAGAGGCCAGUGUGUGGGAUUCAGACGGUUCGCACUGGUUCAGGAGAACCGGUUGUUAACUUUCUGAGCAGUUUGAUGAAUUAGUUGUUAGGAAGAAAUCCUUAGGGCAGAGAACCGGUUGUUAAAUUAUUUGGAUCCCACCACUGUGGACAACAGUUUUCGACUUAUGAACAGUCCUUUUAAUGGCAAAAGUCUGCCUUGUGUCAGGGGGAGCGGGAAGGACCUAUGGAAGGGACAGAUAGAUCCAUCUGUGGACGUAUUACGCGAGGGACUGUCAUGACGCAAGAAUGACAGGUCUUCGUCACAGGUCUGCAGGCAGAAGUUUGGACGGUCAUCGGUCAGAAAUAUUCUCCGGUGGCAUUGCUACGAGCCAGUGGGGGAUGGGCGUGGGCAAGAUGUAGGACCUUUGUGUGAGUGGGUGUGGGUGUGUAUCCAGCUGGCAUUUACACUGUUUGCUCUAAGAUGAGUGUACAGCACAAUCCUAAAACCAGUCGCAAUAUGUUUAAACAAAAGGACCAGCUAUCAAAAAUCUGCAAUAGUUCUCCAAAAUUGCAAGGUGAAUACUUCAGGCGAUGAUGGAUUUAAAACACUAUGUGGUGUUUCGCAAACCGUGGUCGCUUGAGGUUAUGCAGACUUCAACUCCCAGAGCUGGCUGGGGAAUUCUGGGAAUUGAAGUCCACAUAUUUUUCAAGUGGCCAAGGUUGAGAAACAUUGCACGAGAAGAUCUAUUGCUGGUUUAAAAACAGCCCCUCCGGGCACAUAUUUU
Molecule: messenger RNA, 2817 nt
Organism: Notechis scutatus (mainland tiger snake)
Lineage: Eukaryota; Metazoa; Chordata; Lepidosauria; Squamata; Elapidae
Source: RefSeq, a predicted model, not a curated record